Molecule: messenger RNA, 2476 nt
Organism: Entelurus aequoreus (snake pipefish)
Lineage: Eukaryota; Metazoa; Chordata; Actinopteri; Syngnathiformes; Syngnathidae
Gene: arpp21
Product: cAMP-regulated phosphoprotein, 21
Exons: 20
Coding region: 326-2104 (592 amino acids)
Cellular component (GO): cytoplasm
Molecular function (GO): nucleic acid binding
Source: RefSeq, a predicted model, not a curated record
GCGUGGCCAGGUGAGCGCGCUCCUCGUGCCGGGGGGUGGACCCCGCCCCCUUUCCCCCCGCCCCUCCCCUCCUGGAGCAAAAGGCGGAGGAGGAGCAGCGACCGCCUCACAAUCAUCCCGCAGCGCGCAUCUUCACGUCGGCAGCAGACCUCCAGCACCUGCCGGCAUUUUUUUCCCCACCCAGAGAGCGCCAAAGCAACGUGAGGACGAGUAGCGAGGCGAAAGAGGAUAAUUGCGUUUCUGGCUGCCCCGUGGGAACAUGGGAUAUAUGACCUCAUCAUCCACCUGCGAGGCUCUCCACUGAACAACUCCACAUAGACGUACGAUGGACGCAGCGGUCGAGGUCGACGACGCCCGCCACGUGCCGUCGUGUGAUGUCAUCAGCCGCUCCACACCUCCUCCUUUUGUGCGCCCCCUCUGCAGCACUCCCAAACAAGACGAUGGCAGCAAUCCGGAGCUGCAGACACUUUGCAACCCGCCAAAGAAAAAAGCCAAGGCCAGGGGCAAGCUCGUGCGCAGUAUGGCCGUGUGCGAGGAGUCGAAGGAAGAGCAGCAGACCACUCGCAUCACCUCGCCCACCUGCAACCAGGACCACUCCGCUCCCUCCAAGGAAGAGGAGCAGCAGGAAAAACUCUCCAAAGACUGCAGCGUGGAGUACACCGACUCGACGGGCAUCGACCUGCAGCUGUUCAUCAGGGACACGCUGAACCGGAACCCCAGGGACCGCAUGAUGCUGCUCAAGCUGGAGCAGGACAUGAUCGACUUCAUCACCGGCGAGAGCCCCUUUAAGAAGUUCCCUCACAUGUCGUCCUACCACCGCAUGCUGGUCCACAGGGUGGCGGCCUACUUUGGCAUGGAGCACAACGUGGACCAGACGGGCAAGUCUGUCAUCAUCAACCGCACCAGCAGCACUCGCAUACCCGAGCAGCGUUUCCUGGACCAGGUGCACGAGGACAAGGCCUCGGAGAUCCAGCACUGGAAAAGCAUUUUAAAGCGGGACAACAGCUCAGACGAACAGCAGACGCGGCGCUACGCCUCACGCGAGAAGCACAGCAAGUCUGUGGAAGAGAGGGAGGAGGAGUACCAAAGAGCGCGGGACCGAAUCUUCAGCCAAGAGCCGCCUUGCACGCAAGAGGGCGGCCAUGCGGAAAACAGGACUGCGGAGGAGUGCAACCCCUACGCUGAGACCCAGAGGAAAAGGCAGCUCUUCAGGGGGAGUCGUGACAGCUCGGGCUCCAGCUGGACGGGCAGCAGCAGGCAGAGCAGCACGGAGGCGGACUGUCGCUGUAGCAACGAGCCCCGACCGUGGAGCAGCACCGACUCGGAUUCGUCAUACCAGUGGACAAACCCCGCCCCCAAACCCCGCCAGGCCACCAAUCCCGGCUGGGACGCGCGAGCAGGCUCCGUCUCUCUCUUCAGACUGCCCCCCACCUCCACUCCCCCCAACAUGGCCGAGCCCGCCCCUAACCCCGCCUACAUCCAGGAGAACGGCAUCCCACCCGGGAGCAUCCUCGUCAACCCUCACACUGGCCAGCCCUUCCUCAAUCCCGACGGCAGCCCCGUGGUGUACAACCCGCCCGCCGCUCCGCAGCCAAUCGCGAGCCAGGCGUCGCAGCAGGUGUACUCGUCCGUCUCCUACCCCGCGCCGCAGACCUUCCCCACCCAGGUGGAGGAGCUCUCCUCGCAGUUUUCGCACGUGACCGUCGGGGAGGCCCCGCCCCUUUACCCGCCCGGACAGAGCUUCAUCUGUGCAGCGCCGCCCCCUCCCCCCGCCAACCUCCACAGCUACUGCCAGCCCUCGCCGCAGGUGCCUACCUUCUACUACAGCCAGUAUCCUACCUCAGUGCAACAUCCUGUCAAGGCCGGCUCCCCCAGCUGCAGCCAGGCGGCAGGUUACGCCCCCGUGGUGGGGGUGCAGCAGCCCUUGCAUCCUGUGCUGGGGGGCUACACGCCGCUGGCCCCCCACCACUGUAGCAUUGUCCAGGGGGGCGUGUCCGUGUCCUUUCCACAAAGCAAGCUGGGGGAGACGGCCUACUGCUGCGUGGUGCCCCCCCACUGUGCCCACCCUGCCGGCGGACUCAGCGGCCCCGCCUGGACCGCAUAGAACUGAUGUGGAUGAAGUGAUCUCACACACACACACACACACACACACCUUUUCACGUGUCUUCCCCUCCCCCCCCACUGUGCCCACAUGUUUGCACAAGCCACGCCCACAUUAGCGCACUGUACCAAAGCUUCAUAGCACAUGAAUUCAUAUAUUUGUCAAAGCUGCUGUAUUGAAUGCAUUAUUUAUACACACAAAUGGAGUUUUAUAUUGAUAUUCAACCAUAUAUAUAUAUAUAUCUAUAUAUAUACAUACAUACACAUAUAUAUACAUGUGUGUGUAUAUAUAUAUAUGAAUAGUGAUUGAACGCAAAUGCACUGUGUGAAAAUACAAUAAACAGUCGUGGCCGUCUUGACGUGCCCACGUUUACGU